AUGAUAGGAAUUUUCUUAUUAUUCGCAUCAACCUAUUAUGGAAAUGCUUUGAAUUGUACACAGUACAAAUAUGCAACGAAUUCAUCAUCAUGUACAGAAGAUUGUGAAAGUGACUUGUGCUAUAUUGCUGUGAACAGCGAGAAAAGCGAAACGAUGGCUGCUGGAUGUGUUGAGACCGGUGAAAUGCCACUUGAAAUGUUUAAUGAGAAAAAUCUGUGCCAGAAAAAAGAUACAUUCGUCGUUUGCAUUUGUACUACAUUUGACAGAUGCAAUACUCUCGAAGAAAUAUUGAAUGGUGCUUUCCAAGAAGUUUAUGCAUCAUUUCUUACCGAGAAUUAUCAGUUUUUACCGAUCAGUUCAAGUACUGACGAUGAGCUCAUCAACAUGACCGAGGCUAAUUCUUGCGCAAAUCGUUUGGCCAUUGCAUUCACCGGAAAUUAUGAAAAUGCGACAAAUAACGGCGAUUUUCUGUAUCAAAUUAUCGAUAAUGGAACGAAUGGGAUAAUUGAAGGGAAAAAAAUUCCAAAGAGUGGUCCAUCGUUUCUUGCAAUUGAUGCUGCAGCAAGCAAUGAUCCUACGGCUGGGAAUAAUGAUUCAUUGAAUGGCGAUGUGAAAAUGGGAAAAAAUUCGCUGAUCGCUGAAGAAAAGAGUGCAAAGCGAGAAUAA
Dracunculus medinensis (Guinea worm) is the source of this 666-nucleotide messenger RNA. NCBI's taxonomy places the organism in Eukaryota, Metazoa, Nematoda, Chromadorea, Rhabditida, Dracunculidae. The record is from the annotation of a GenBank genome assembly.